Messenger RNA from Cryptococcus amylolentus CBS 6039, 2298 nucleotides. RefSeq lists its product as hypothetical. Bases 60 to 1964 code for a protein of 634 amino acids. The transcript is spliced from 3 exons. Gene Ontology annotation, cellular component: nucleus; cAMP-dependent protein kinase complex. The record is from RefSeq and is a predicted model, not a curated record. Gene Ontology annotation, biological process: peptidyl-serine phosphorylation. Gene Ontology annotation, molecular function: ATP binding; cAMP-dependent protein kinase activity. NCBI's taxonomy places the organism in Eukaryota, Fungi, Basidiomycota, Tremellomycetes, Tremellales, Cryptococcaceae.
GGUGGCUGCACGCUUCCAAAAUCACGUCCCUCGUCCCUGCCCGCCGGAAAUCAUCCUCCAUGGAUCUCGACACCGAUAAUCCUCCCCCCGCGAGGGAGACACAUUCCUCCUCCAUCACCCCUACGCCGGGCAAUCCCGCGCCCGAGAGGGGUGCUUCGCAUGUACCGGUGGCAGCGGGAGAUGCUUUGGCGGGAGAUGCUUUGGGCGGUUCGAGCGCGGGAGGGACGAAGGAUGGGCAGGAGGGUUUGUCAGCGAACAAGCCGAAAAAGUUCAAACUCGAUCCGAUGUCGUUGCUUCUGCCGCAUGAACGGCCCAAGCCGUCGCCGCCUGGUGCGAUUGCGCCGACUCGGCCUCUGGCGUCUCAUGGGAAUCACAGUCAGGGGCAGGGGCAGGGAGCGUAUUUGGGGGUGCAGAAGCUUCAUUCGGGGCAUGUCUCGCCGGCGGGGGCCGGGAGGACGGGUUUGCAGGCUGGAGCAAGUCGAGAAGCGGCAAACGCACCACCACCGAAUCCCCCACAACAACUCCCCCUCUCCCCUCCCGCCUCACACGCCUCCACGCCCCCAGCAACCUGGGAAGAACAACAAACCUGGAACGCCAUGGAAGACGUCCUCACAUCCUCCUCCUUCUCUCACCCUAACCCCGCGCCCACAAUAGCAGUUCCCCGGCCCUCACAUUCCCACCCCGGGCAAGCCGAGAGUCAAUGGGGCCAGAGCCAGUACUAUACCCUCCCCCCGCCGACGAGCAAGGCGAAAUUGCAAGAUUGGGAGAUUGUCGAGACACUCGGGACGGGCACGUUCGGGAGGGUCCUGCUCGUCAGGCAAAGACCGAGCUACAGACCGACAGCGUACCACCCCAUCUUCCCCCAUCUCUACCAAUCGCACGACCCCCUUGCGCCGUCGCCCGCCGCCACACAGCACAGCGACGCCCAACUGCCCCACUUUGCCAUGAAAGUCCUCCGCAAAUCCGAGAUUGUCCGGCUGAAGCAGGUCGAGCACAUCAACUCUGAACGCAACAUCCUCGAGCGCGUGCGCCACCCUUUCAUCGUCGAGCUCCACGCGACGUACCAAGACCAGCUCAACGUCUACAUGCUGCUCUCAUACAUCCCCGGCGGCGAGCUCUUCUCCCACUUGAGAAGAGCGGGCAGGUUCUCAGCAGACGUGACCCGCUUCUACCUCGCAUCCAUCGUGCUCGCCAUCGACUAUCUCCACUCGAAAAACAUCAUCUACCGCGACCUCAAACCCGAAAACCUGCUCCUCGACCGGCACGGCUACCUCCGUAUCGCAGACUUUGGUUUCGCCAAAGUCGUCCAGGACCGUACAUUCACACUCUGCGGCACCCCCGAGUACCUCGCGCCUGAAAUCGUGCUUUCCCAGGGACACGGCAAAGCCGUCGACUGGUGGGCCUUGGGUAUCCUCGCAUUCGAGAUGCUCGCCGGCUACCCGCCCUUCUUCGACGACCACCCCCUCGGCAUCUAUGAAAAGAUCCUGUCCUCCCACAUCGCUUUUCCCUCCCACAUCGACCCCUAUGCAAAGGAUCUGAUUAGAGGGCUGUUGACGGCGGAUAGGAGCAAGAGGCUGGGGAAUCUGAGAGGGGGGGCGAGGGAUGUUAUGGGGCAUGCGUGGUUUUCGGGGGUGGAUUGGGCGAGUUUGGAGGGGAGGGGGAUUGGGGCGCCGAUUGUGCCGCGAGUAGUUUCUAUGGGCGACUCGCAAAAUUUCCAACGCUACCCCCCGCCACGACCGCAAGACCUCCCAGGCGUAUUCGGCCAGCCGUACGAUAUGGUCGCCGACCCUUAUGGGGAGCUGUUCCGCGGGUUCAGCUUUCCCAAUAAGAUGGGCUUGCAGUCGCAGUCGCAAUCGCGGGCGCAGUCGCAGUCUCAGGCGAGUUAUACUGGUGGUGGUGGUGGCUCCAGAGGGGGAGGAGGGGGAGGGGAACAAGGGGUAGUGGGAGGGGAGGGGUCGCGUUAGGUCAUGAUACCUCCGACGAGAGUGAAGGAAUGAAGAAGGGGGCAGUGGGGAGAUGGACUAUGUUUUACAAGAGGUUAUUACAAAUAUCUCGAUAGAUCCUUAUAUAUAUAUACGUAGCGUUCUUUGACUCGGCGGAAGGUGUGGGAGAGAGAAGAGAAGAGAAAAGACAGAUAGCUUGGUUUUUGGUUUACAAUAACAGUUGAGUAUUGCCGAUAUCGUUGUCAUAUAGUCCUCAUUUUCUGUGUUUUUUGGUUUCUUUGGGAGUAGGACCUUGUGAUUCUUCAUGCAUGCGUGGAGAUGAUCCGAUGGGUUCUAGUAUGAGGACUGAUAAGAG